CUUAGGCCUUAACCUUAAAUUAGCUCCUCAUGCCAUCUUCUUCUUUCUCUCUCUUCCAUGGCAAAAGUCCAAAACAAAACCCAACAUGAUCGAUCCAAACGCAAAACUUCUUCUUCUUCUUCUUCCUCUUUUCUCUGCUGCUUCGGAUUUUCCGGGAAAAAUUUUCCCGAGAAACAGUCGGAAAAAGACACGAUCAUGAUCAGCCCAUCAGAUCAUCAUCAUGAUGGUUAUGAUCAGAAGAAGGCCGUGACGUCGGUCCGGUUCUCUUGUUGGCCAAGGCUCCGCGUGAAGAGUCCUUCGGGAGUCAAAACCGUACCGGUACUGGACGCCACCGUACCGGAGAAACCGCCGAAGGACGGAAAAAUUAAUUCGUCGCCGAAGCCCAAGUCAAAGUCAAAGUCGAAGCCCGAGAAAGUACCCUCCAAACGACAAGCUCCAACCACCAAUAGUCAGUUGCCGAAUGAGAUCGAGAUCGUGGUACCGGUCGUUUCUGAUCCCGGCCCAAAACAAAAACCUCCCGAGAAAAACUAUCAGAUAAAGUACGGUUCUGCCAAAAACAGCAACCUCGACAAUCGGAAAAGAAACUCUAGUCCUUCACAUCCUUCCAAAGACGACACGUGUUAUAUCCAGAAGCGGCUAUCAUUCAGCCGGAAAAUUGAGCCCACAAGAGCCGGUUCGAGCCAGCCGAGCUCGCCGGUUCAGGCCAAGCCGAAGCCGGGACGAACAAUUCGGCACUCUAAUUCGUUCGCGGCCGGUCCGAACCGGGACAAGUCGCAAGUGGCACAGACCAAGCCGGGCCCAACCGAGUCGAACUUCGCGAGGCGGUUCGAACCGGUGGUGGGCAUGUCGAUUGUGUUGGUGACUUUGGUAAUAAUGAUUGUGUGGGGUCGGCUUUGCGCCAUUCUCUGCACGUCUGCAUGGUUGUACUUUGUUCCGCGGCUGAGCUCCGCCGUUGAUGUCGGCGGAGUUCUUGGGAGGCCGAGAGGUUUGGAUUUGGGCUCGGAAGAGAACAAGAAGAAGGUGGUUCUUGAUGGCUUUCUUGAGAGGAAUAAUAAUCACAGGUGUACAUAAUUGUGAAGUUUUGUAUUUUUUUUUUCUUUUUUUGUUUAAACAAUGCUAGGUGUCCGAUACCGCUUCGAUAGAAAUUGGAUCUCGUAAUAUGAGAUUUAUAGAUAGUCCUACUUCCAAUCUGUUGCAGUCGUUUUGGUGUUGGAAACUGAAAGGGACUGUGCAUGUUAGUGGUUUCGGUUUUUUUUUUAUUUUUUUAUUUUUUUUUUGCUAAAGUUAGCCAGAUGAUGGCUUUUUGUGUAAAUUUGUUGUAAAAACAUUACUGUGUCCACUCUUGUGAAAUUGGAAAAAGAUUAAAAAAAAUAAGGGUU
This is a messenger RNA of Morus notabilis, 1379 nucleotides long. RefSeq lists its product as uncharacterized. Bases 58 to 1071 code for a protein of 337 amino acids. The transcript has 2 exons. NCBI's taxonomy places the organism in Eukaryota, Viridiplantae, Streptophyta, Magnoliopsida, Rosales, Moraceae. The record is from RefSeq and is a predicted model, not a curated record.